AAAGUUUGUCUACGCUAGUUGACUGAAACCGCCACAUUUCUCAUGUUGGAUGUCGGUUCUCUGCAACUGGCAGCUACCCGAUCGACUAGUCCAAGAAUAGCUCUGAAACCGCACCCUUUUUGUUCGACGAUACACGGAAAUCCGUUAACCAAUCCACCCCGAGACACAAGAAAGGCCAUGCAUAGCAACACGUGAUGCACUCACAUAAUACGCGUGGGUUGCCCCGACGCGUGCCGCUCGCUUCCUGGAUGCGUAGACCAAACUUCGGUACAAGAAACACCUUAGCUCUGGCUGGCCUAAUAAGCGGGGUGGCAUGAGUUGGCUUGGAAGAAUCAACGAGGGCGACCCCUCAAGUCACUCGAGCUGCCGAAGCAACCCAAAGCCUCCGCCUCACUCUUCCAAGCAAGCCAUGCAGUUAGGCUAGCUAAGUAGCCAAGCUCUAGCGGCUGCCCAUUCCUCCGUCCAUGCCCUCCCCCUCUCCUCCUCCUCCUCGUCGUCCCGCCACCACCGAUGUCUUGCGCGGCGGCGGAGGCCGGGCUGGUGGCCAUGGACUGCGUGGUGGUGUGCUGCUGCUGCCCGUGCCUGGUGCUGCAGAUCACCGUGUUCCUCUUCGUCCGGCUGCCCCGGAAGGUGGUGGUCAAGUCCAAGAGGGUCUUUCUGCGGCGAUGGCACAGGAGGAGGAGGAGAUCGGCAUCCGCCGCCGCGAAGAGGCUCUCCAGAAGCGGCAGCACGGCCUCGUCCUCCGGCAUGAGGCGGCUCGAGGAGCUGCUGGACGGCGAUUUCAGAGCCACCUUCAGGGAUAUCAACGGAGGGGAGUGCAGCGGCAGCGACGGCGACGUCCGCGGUAGCUGGAAGGAGAAAUGCUUCGCCAUGGACGACUACGAUGGCGGUGUCGGCUGGAAGCAGAGGUGCUUCGCCGUCGACAGCUGCGACGACGACGGCGUGUGGGAGGCGCUGGUGGGGCAGGAGGGGCUCUUCUGGUUCGGGAGCUUCUGGGGCCGGACGGAGCAGGGCGACCCCGUGUCUUCCGAGGAUCAGAUGUACGCAGGCUUGAGCCUGCCGGUAGUUCUAGAGAGAGUGCGGGAUUAGGCACCGAUGAUGAUGCAGUUUGAUGCAAGCGGCUUGCAUUGCAGCUUCUAAAUGAGGUUUCUACUUUUCCAUCCGGCCAAGGAUUUUAUCCAGAGUAGCAGCUAUUACAUCAUUUGGUCAGUGCACUGACCCCCUACUGUACAUAUGUUAUCAUCAUGGUACGCCUAUUAUCAAUCAAAGGAACAAUUCCUGAACAAUAAACAGCGGGUUUCAGUUUA
Messenger RNA from Triticum urartu, 1307 nucleotides. RefSeq lists its product as uncharacterized. Lineage: Eukaryota; Viridiplantae; Streptophyta; Magnoliopsida; Poales; Poaceae. The record is from RefSeq and is a predicted model, not a curated record.